CAUUUCUAUUCCCUCCAAGAAGAGUAUUAAUGCUGAAGCAGCAGCAACAGCAGUGAAAGACAAACAUGAAUGUGAAGGGCAUGGUUAUAGUCUUGGCUGUGAUAUUCUGUGCUACAAUUGUUCAAGGUUUCCCCAUGUUCAAAUGGGGACGCUGUCUUUGCAUAGGCCCUGGAGUAAAAGCAGUGAAAGUGGCAGAUAUUGAGAAAGCCACCAUAAUUUACCCAAGUAACAACUGUAACAAAAUAGAAGUGAUUAUCACCUUGAAAGCACAUAAAGGACAAAGAUGCCUAAAUCCCAAAUCGAAGCAAGCAAACAUUAUAAUCAAGAAAAUUAAGAGAAUGAAUUUUUUAAAAUAUCAAGAUGUAUGAAGUCCUGGGAAAGAAAAUUUGAAAACCUAGAACACGUUUAACCAUGACAACUGAAGUGAUAAGAAUUCCACAAGAGGAAAGUGAUUUUCUCCUGCCUGUUGCAAUGUACAUUCAUGCAUUUCUGCGUCAAUGAACCUCAGAGUUCUGAUGGUUAUAAUUAUUCUGUGACAAUGAAAACAUUUCUGUCUCUAGAAGUUAUGUCUCUGUACUUGAUCUAUCUGCCAUAUUACAACCUUUAGUUACAAUGGAGACAUAACAUUACUGGACUCAAGAAGACCUUAUAAGUCAAAAGCAUACAUGUGUGUAAUAAACAUUCCCCAAAUAGUUUUAAUACAAAUCCAUUUUUUACCCUAAAAUAAUACAGCACAUAUAUAUCUAGGGAAAAAGUUCUUAUAUAUAUUCCCAUUUUAUAAAAGGCUAUAAUUUAUGAAAUGUACUAUAAAAAACAUAAGCUAAGGAAAACUGGUAUGAGUGCAAAUAUUUCAUAACUGAAUUAGUAGCUUUGUCUUAAUUUGAUUUUUUUCAGCAACUUUUCAUUGAGAUGUUUUAAUGCAAUAAAGGUGUGUGUGUCUAUUGUGUAUUUUAUCUAUCCUUGUAAACUGUAGCAAUAUUUUGGACACAUUUUAAAUACACAACACUUUUAUCUACCAAAAAAAUGUUGA
This is a messenger RNA of Lynx canadensis (Canada lynx), 1030 nucleotides long. RefSeq names its product C-X-C motif chemokine ligand 11 (gene CXCL11). The transcript is spliced from 4 exons. Bases 66 to 368 code for a protein of 100 amino acids. Gene Ontology annotation, molecular function: CXCR chemokine receptor binding; chemokine activity. Gene Ontology annotation, biological process: neutrophil chemotaxis; inflammatory response; cellular response to lipopolysaccharide. Gene Ontology annotation, cellular component: extracellular region. NCBI's taxonomy places the organism in Eukaryota, Metazoa, Chordata, Mammalia, Carnivora, Felidae. The record is from RefSeq and is a predicted model, not a curated record.